UAGAAUCGAAGAGGAAACAAUAAAACAAGAUGUCGGAUACUGACAUUGAGUUAGUUUUAUUUGUAAUUAUUACUUUGAUCAUUGACGAGUUCCUGUGGCGAUUUCUUUGGUUGUGUCUGAAAAUUGUGAAAUGCAAAUUGCUGAGAGCGAUACAUUUCGUGACUGGAAAACUACGGCAGAACAAGACAAAAUUAGGAAUACUUCUACAAAGUUAUAGCACAGCAAUCGGUUUCCUCGUAGGCAAACGCUUCAGUAAAACUGUUAGUGACAUAGACGAAGAUGAUAAAAUGAAAAAUGAAUGUGUUAGGUUUAAAACCUAUAAAGGAGUUCCAGAUGAUUCACCGAUGUCGACAGAUAACGGAAUUCCAGCAGUAAAGGUAAAGAAUGGUCGAUAUUCGUCAACGGGUUCCUCUGCGACAAAUAAUGAAAAAACUGAGCACAGAACUCACAGAAAUAUGAGUGCUCAAACGGUUACAGAUAAAGAACGCGGUGCAUCUAAUAAAAGUACAAUGGAUGCACAAACAUCUUAUGGUAGAAGGACGAAUAAAGAAAAUUGUUUUGCACAAUCAAACGAUCCAAAAACAAGUAAACGGAACGUAAAUCACACUGACAACAAGCCAAAUAUGACUAAGGUCAAUCAAAAAGUCACGUGUAGAAAAGCUGGAUUUGAAAGUGCAGCAGAAGACAUGCUUCCGAAAGCCAAAGAAAAAUAUAUAACUAUUGAAGCACGACUGAAUUCGUUUGCCAAAUGGCCUAAAAGAAAGACAAUAGAUCCAGGACAAUUGGCUAGUGCUGGACUGUAUUAUACAGGUUACAGGGACAUUGUUGCCUGCUUUGCUUGUAAUGUUCAGUUACGUGACUGGGAACAGGAAGACGAUCCCUACAUAGUGCAUGCUCGGUGGUUCCCGCAUUGUCCGAAUCUACUACAUAAAAAAGGAUCUGUGUUCAUAGAGAGAAACCAGAUCGUUCGCCCCAAAAUCGCACAAGUGAAAACAAUGAAUAGAGGGGUAUACACUUCGAGCACUCUAGAACACAGACAGUCUUUGGUGGGCCAUAAAAACAAUGGAACAGGACGUGGAGCAAUCCAACAGAAUGGAACCAAUGAGUGCAGUGAAAGAGUACUUUGUAAGCUCUGCAAGAUUGCCAAACGUAACAUGUUGUUUGUUCCUUGUGGACAUGUGGUUGUAUGUGAAACUUGUGCUUCCAUUUUACCUUCAUGUUUGGUAUGCAACGCGGAGAUCUCUUACACCAUAAAAACCUACAUACAUUAAUUAAGGAAGGGAAACAAAAUACCUUAAACUCUGUAAAUAUAU
Ruditapes philippinarum (Manila clam) is the source of this 1313-nucleotide messenger RNA. RefSeq names its product death-associated inhibitor of apoptosis 1-like. NCBI's taxonomy places the organism in Eukaryota, Metazoa, Mollusca, Bivalvia, Venerida, Veneridae. The transcript has 4 exons. Bases 30 to 1271 code for a protein of 413 amino acids. The record is from RefSeq and is a predicted model, not a curated record.